This is a messenger RNA of Pyricularia pennisetigena, 1857 nucleotides long. RefSeq lists its product as uncharacterized. The coding region runs from base 1 to 1857 and encodes 618 amino acids. The record is from RefSeq and is a predicted model, not a curated record. Lineage: Eukaryota; Fungi; Ascomycota; Sordariomycetes; Magnaporthales; Pyriculariaceae. Gene Ontology annotation, cellular component: cytosol. Gene Ontology annotation, biological process: L-glutamate catabolic process. The transcript is spliced from 6 exons. Gene Ontology annotation, molecular function: pyridoxal phosphate binding; glutamate decarboxylase activity.
AUGGUCCUCUCACGCCAUGUGAACCCGGACGACAUUGUCCAGCACCUGCACAACUCGUCGUUGCGGGAGCAGGACGGCGACGAUGACGCGCGGACGCAGGCGGCGGUUGCCCACCUGACGCCGUACGCGUCUCGCUACGCGAGCAACGUGAGCCUGCCCAAGUACAAGCUCCCCAAGGAGGGCGCCGAGGCCGACACGGUCUACUCGAUGAUUCGCGACGAGCUUGACCUGGACGGGAAGCCGAAUCUGAACUUGGCUAGCUUCGUGGGCACCUAUCUCGAGGACAAUGCUCAGAAGCUCAUGGUAGAGAACAUUGCCAAGAAUCUCUCCGAUGCGGAUGAGUAUCCUGCCAUGAUCUCGAUGCAUCAGCGCUGUGUGAGCAUCCUGGCCCACCUCUGGAACGUCCAAGCCGGAGAGAAAGCGAUCGGCAGCGCCACCACUGGUUCCUCGGAAGCCAUCCAGCUCGGCGGUCUCGCUAUGAAGCGCAGGUGGCAGGAGGCCCGACGCGCCGCCGGCAAGGACGACAGCAAGCCCAACAUCAUCAUGGGCGCCAACGCGCAGGUCGCGCUCGAGAAGUUUGCCCGGUACUUUGAUGUCGAGGCUCGCAUCCUGCCCGUGUCGGAGAAGAGCAAGUUUCGGCUCGAUGCCGACAUGGUCCGGGAGAACGUUGAUGAGAACACCAUAGGCAUUUUCGUCAUCUUGGGCAGCACCUACACGGGACAUUACGAGCCCGUCGAGGAGAUUUCCAAAAUUUUGGACAAAUACCAGGAAGAGACUGGGCAUGAUAUCCCAAUACAUGUCGAUGGAGCAAGCGGUGCUUUUAUUGCCCCCUUUACCCACGCUCAGGCUGGUGGGCCCAAGUGGGACUUUUCACUCCCUAGAGUCAAAUCCAUCAACACCUCGGGCCACAAGUACGGCCUCGUGACCGCCGGCGUGGGCUGGAUCGUGUGGCGUGACGAGUCCUACCUCCCCAAGCACCUCAUCUUCGAGCUGCACUACCUGGGCGGCACAGAGGAGUCGUACACGCUAAACUUCUCCCGACCCGGCGCCCAAGUCAUCACCCAGUACUUCAACCUCGUCCACCUGGGCUUCUCCGGCUACCGGGCCAUCAUGGAGAACUGUCUGGCCAACGCGAGGCUGCUGUCCAAGUCUCUCGAAGCGACAGGAUGGUACACUUGCGUAUCCGAAAUCCACCGCCCCGCCGAGAGGACCGGUUCCGACGAAAAAGACAUCCAGCCCCUGGCACGGCGGCAGUCGAGCAUGAAGGAAGAUGCAGCGCCCGAGGAGGGCAAGGCGACGCUGGACAGCAUAGCGCACAGCGUCAAGUCGGCAGCUAAGUCGGUGACCGAAGGACGACACGGCAGCGGCGCCAACGGCAAGCAGGCGGCCGUGACGCCGGGGCGUUCCCAAGAUACGUCUGCCGACUACGUGGCCGGCCUGCCGGUGGUGGCAUUUCGCUUCUCGGACGAGUUCCAGCGCGAAUAUCCACACGUUAAGCAGGAGACGGUGUCGGUGCUCCUGCGCGCGCGCCAGUGGAUCAUACCAAACUACGCGCUGCCGCCCAACGAGGAGAAGAGAGAGAUCCUGCGCGUCGUGGUCCGCGAGAGCAUGUCGCUGGACCUAAUCGACAGGCUUCUGUCCGACAUUUGCGAGGUGACGCAGAAGCUGAUGGACGAUGAUGAGAUCGACAUCGGCGUCUUGCAAGGGAACAGACACAAGGGGCCAUGGACCAAGGCUGAUGUGAGCAAAGACGGGAGAGACCAGGCCAAGAAGGAAAGACAAGACCGGAAGAAGCACCAUCAGGCUACCGGUAGGACGGGCAGGAUGGAAACUGGCAUUCACAGGUCGACCUGUUAG